UCAUACAGAAGGCGCGGUGCGUAUUUUAAAUCUAAGAGGUCUUCGUAGAGAUAAGAAAGUCGUGGUGGUCGUCAGCGUCAGUAAUCAAAGGACGCUGAUAUCUCGGCUACUUAUUACAAAGUACAUUCUUUUGCUCUUCUUUUCCCAUUUUGUCUCCCGUCGAAUCUGUCUCUCCCCACUUGUUCACGAGGCAAGUUCAUAACCGACAUUAUUACAUGAAGUUAGUACGACGUUAGUUCCUAAUAAAGUCACAGCAUCAAGCGUUUUAUUUUCGAUAAGAUAAAUAAUAAGUGUUUUCGUUUUCACGAAAUACCAUAUUUUUCGAGCACUUUGUGAUCGGUCGAUGAUUGUUUUGAGAAAUUUUCAUCACGACUAUAUGAGGCUUGGAGCAUUGAAACAAGGUCGAAAGACGUGGUGGAUCGAAGAAGCUCAACCUAAAAUCAAAAUCUGCAACGAGGAAGUUUCGAUAAGCGUAAAAAGGAAACUGGCAGAAUUACUCUUCGACAGUUGUAAAGAUUGUAAAAGAAUGGCAGCUAUUCCGCAGGGUGCAUUUGCUGCGUGCAAAGUCCGCAAUAAUCUUGAACGCAAUGCUUUGAUAACAUCGAUGGAGGAGAAAGAAAAAGGGGGUAAAGAAAAUACAUUCAACAUGCGACCCCCAUUGGAAGGUUGGGAACUUACUCCACUAAAGUACAACAGUAAACUAAUGAAUAGCAUCUGGGGACUUUACAACCGUUAUUCGGUGCACAAUUUCAAGAAAAACAACUCUAAUGAAGGGGUGUUUGCAGCGUUCGUGGCGGUUUGGGAGGCUGUUACUCACAGCCAUACACCCGCCGUGAACUCGGUGACUGCAACCGCAGUCGCCAAAAAUAAUUCAUAAAUUAGAUAAAAGAGGGGAACACAAUGAUAUAAUCUCGUUUUUAUUGUAACAAAAACGUUUGUAUGCGUAAUGAAUUAGCCGUUGGUGAAUUAUUGCAAUAGUAUUACACAUUUUUUUUUUAUUAUAUUUUUUACUGUAUGCAGAUGUAUGGGAUUUUGGCAAGAAUUGGUCAAAUUUUAAUUCGAUGCAAUGGCAAAGAAAGCAAAGUAGACAUAUCUGUAUUCUGUGUUCUAUACGUAAUUUAAAACAAAUUGUUGUGAUAUUCAUUAAC
Eufriesea mexicana is the source of this 1148-nucleotide messenger RNA. RefSeq lists its product as uncharacterized. The coding region runs from base 344 to 877 and encodes 177 amino acids. Lineage: Eukaryota; Metazoa; Arthropoda; Insecta; Hymenoptera; Apidae. The record is from RefSeq and is a predicted model, not a curated record. The transcript has 3 exons.